This is a messenger RNA of Staurois parvus, 341 nucleotides long. Lineage: Eukaryota; Metazoa; Chordata; Amphibia; Anura; Ranidae. The record is from the annotation of a GenBank genome assembly.
UCUUCAACCUCCCUGGCGGUAUUCCCGAGUGUAGCUCGGGGUAGAGUUUCAGCACCAAAAGCGGUAACCCCGAGCUACACUCGGGCUUACCAUGCAGCGUUGCUCAGGGAUUCCCUGCAGCGCUUACCUUGCCCUUCGCUCCCGCGAUGUGUCCCCAGCAGCGUCCCCGGCCAUCUCCUCCAGCCGAUGCCGGCAUCCGGCUUCCGUGUUCCGGUCCCUGUGACGUCGGGACGUACGGGGAUGGAACCGGUGGGAAAUUCAAACAUUCUAAAAGUGACAUUCACUUAAUACACUAAAAUCACAUAGUAUAACAUUACUGUAUCAAACCAUUUCAUAUACAU